Molecule: messenger RNA, 7309 nt
Organism: Mercenaria mercenaria
Lineage: Eukaryota; Metazoa; Mollusca; Bivalvia; Venerida; Veneridae
Product: multiple epidermal growth factor-like domains protein 11
Exons: 16
Coding region: 78-3413 (1111 amino acids)
Biological process (GO): positive regulation of kinase activity; protein phosphorylation; cell surface receptor protein tyrosine kinase signaling pathway
Cellular component (GO): signaling receptor complex
Molecular function (GO): transmembrane receptor protein tyrosine kinase activity; ATP binding
Source: RefSeq, a predicted model, not a curated record
UCACCGCCUAUUUUCGUCGAAAUGUCAAACGUUGAAAAACCACAUUUUAGAUGGAUAAAUAAAGACUUUAAGAGAGGAUGAUGUUAUGUUCAAUAGCUGGAAAACUGUCUCCCAUCGGACUACUUGUGUUAGCUUUUACUUUUGGGUUGGUAGAAUGUGAUAGCAAUUGUUCAAACUGUCUAUAUGGCGAGGCCUACUGCCACCCAGACAAUGGUGUGUGCACAUUCGGGUGCAAGCCUGGCUGGAAGAAUGACAAAUGUGACAUGAGAUGUAAUUUCGAUGGUUGUCAGGAAUGUACAAUAUCCGCCUCCACUAUAGAACAGUGUACAAGUUGCAGCGCUGGUAUGUAUGGACCGCUAUGUAAUCUACCAUGUGGUGACAAUUGUAAUGGAGUGAAAGGUUUCGACACCUGUGAUCAUUUCGGUAACUGCUUGUUUGGUUGUAAGCCGCCCUAUAUGGGACCCAGAUGCCAGGAACAGGAUUGUCCAUUUAGCAACUGUAAAAGAUGUGAUGUUAAUAUCAAUGGGAAUACCUACUGUUGGCAGUGUCAGCCUGGAUAUCACUGGGAAGAAGAGAGGAAGCAGUGCAUUCGGUGCAGUGAUAAGUGUAAGAACGGACCGCAAGAUUGUGACUCCUUCACCGGCACAUGUCCCGAGUGUAAAGAUGGCUGGUUUGGCAACAAGUGUAUAUACCAAUGUAACAUUGAAAACUGUGCAAGAUGUGGACACAAGAAAGAAAAAGUUGUUUGUAAAAGCUGUGUUGCUGGAAUGUAUCCAGGAAAAGAUGAAACCAGUUGUAGAUCUUGUGAUGAUCGUCACUGUCUUGGUGUGUGUAGCAGCGUGACUGGAGAAUGUUUUAGCGGCUGCCAGAAAGGCUGGUUUGGUGAGGGUUAUCUGUGUGAUAGACAAUGCACGAUACCAAAUUGUGAAACCUGUGCUCUCAGUUAUAACAGGAAUUCCGUUUGCUCAAAAUGUAUUGAUGAUUAUUACGUAGAAAAUAAAUUGUGUUCAAAAUGCCCAAAUACAUGUCAACAAAGUUGUGAUGACCAUAGUUCUAACUGUAUUGGAGGCUGUGUGAGUGGUUACUAUGGUGAUCAGUGUCAAAACACGUGUAAUCCUCACUGCUUGAAUAAUACCUGUGAUCCAGAUACAGGCUUCUGUGACUGUGAGGAAGGCUGGUUUGGUUAUCGUUGUGAUAGAACAUGCCCUGUUCACUGCACUGAUUGUCCAAAUUACAAGGAUGGAAUAUGUGCAAGUUGCGAGCCGGGUCGGUAUGGUCCCGAUUGCGAAAUACGUUGUAGUAGGAACUGUCGCCCUAGAAACUACGGAGGCUAUAUUUAUUGUGAUAAAACCACAGGGGCAUGUGAAGACGGUUGUUUAAAUGGAGCAUAUGGUGAAAAUUGUAACAUUUCUUGUAAUUCAAAUUGUGAAUCUCAUUUGUGUGACAGAGUUACAGGUCAUUGUUUGUCAGGAUGUACACAAAACUAUUAUGGUCCAAUGUGCCAGUUUCCUUGUCCAGAAAAUUGUAGAUAUGUUUUACAAGGAUAUCUAAGAACAUGUGAUUUAAAUGGACGAUGCUUAGAUGGUUGUCGCAACGGAAAAUAUGGAGAGUAUUGCAAUUUGACGUGUAGCGACAGGUGUAAAGAAGAUAUGUGUGAACAGUUCAGUGGAGAUUGUUCUCUCGGGUGUAAGAUUGGUUAUGCCGGAGAAGACUGUGAUAUUAUUUGUGCAAAUAAUUGCCCAAACGAUUGUAGUCCCAACUGCAGGAAUGGUAACUGUGAUAAAGUUACAAAGUCGUGUAUAUCCGGAUGUAAUACUGGAUGGUUCGGAACAACAUGUAUGAAUAUAUGUAGUGAUAAAUGCAUUGGACGUAUAUGUAGACAGAUUGAUGGAUUCUGUCUUGGACAGUGCAUUGAUGGAUUUUACGGACCAAGCUGUAAUCAACUUUGUAGUGAGAACUGUAUUGAUUAUGCUUGUAACAAGACAACAGGUUUCUGUCUUAAGGGUUGUAAAAGACUAUUCCAUGGUGACAGAUGUUCUGAGACAUGCUCAACACUGUGUCAGAAUGGUACCUGUGACAGACUGUCAGGCAAGUGUGAUUCAUGUGGAAAAGGAAAACGUGGCGACCUGUGUGAUGAAAGUUGUGAGCCUGGCACUUACGGAGAGAAUUGUGCCUUUUUCUGUGGACAUUGCAGAGAUAAUGUACCUUGUAAUAUAUAUACUGGAGACUGCCUGCCAGGGUCUGGCUGUGAGAUAGGAUAUACAGGAGAAAAUUGUAGAGAAGCACUGUACAGUUCUGAGGAACCUGGAAAGACAGUGAACAUGGACCUGGUGAUUGGCUGUUCCGUUGCUGCUGCUGUUGUCAUUGUUAUAUUUGCUAUUGUGGUAUUUUUCUGGUUAAAGUUACGUAAAUCUAAGACCAAGAAGAAGUGUGAUGAACCAGUAAUUGUUUACAGAGAUGCCAAUGUUACUAUUGAGCGUGCUGGCACAUCUUGCGGAACAUCUGGGAGCAGGGAGAGUACACACAGUGAUAUGAUGUUACUGGGAGAUAGCAGUUCCCGGUUAGAGAUAAACCUUCAACAGGAGAUCAGCAAAACAAACAUAUAUACCUUGUAUAAAGGACAGAUAAAUACUGGCGGUAGAAAACAGAAUUGCUGUGUGAAAGUUGUCAAGUUGAAAGAUAUAGAAGAGGAUAAAGCAGGCUUGAGCAGACUAAUGAAAGAAUCUGAGCUGCAGACACUGUGUAGUUCACAUAUCAAUGUGGUACACCUCAUCACUUCAUAUCAAAAUACAGAUGUUUACUGUGUUGCCCUGGACAGCAGUAUAGAGACUGGUUUACUGCAAUAUCUACAGAACUUACAAUCUGUGGAUAACAGCUUGGAACCAGACAAUAUUUGUAGACUGCUGCAGUUUGCUAUAGAUAUUUGCUCAGCUUUAUGCCAUAUCCAUAAAAUGAAGAUAAUACACAGAAUGGUGAAGUGCCAGCAUGUCUAUCUAUCUGAUACUUUAGUAGCCAAACUGGGAGAUUUCUGCUGGGCAAAUAGUGCUGCAGAAACCGAUGCAUUGACUGAGUUACCAGAAGAUAGUUACCCAUGGUUAUCACCAGAAGCAUUGAUAUAUCAACAGUUCUCAUACCAAUCAGACAUCUGGAGUUUUGGCGUCACACUUUGGGAGAUAUUCUCCUUUGGAAAGACUCCUUUUGAAGGCGUUGAUAAAGAUGAGUACAAACAGAUGAUCCUAGAGGGGAUACGGCCUUCAAAACCACAGAUAGUGCAUUUAACCAAGUACCGUAUAAUGAAGAAUUGCUGGAGAUACACACCUGACGACAGACCGACAGCGGAACAAGUGCUUCAACAACUCAUUGACAUACAGGGUCGCUUUUCUGAUGCAGAGAGAGUGGUGGUACAUGUAUGAAAAUGGUUGUUCCCAAAACAUCUAGGUGUCAAACUUACAGACUAGAUGGUUGAGGAAAUCCAGCAUUGACAACUUGCCAUAUAACCCCAGCAUAAUCAGAUGUUUGUUCUGUAAUCUCAGUUAUCAGUAUUUGUGAUAAAUUCCUUACAAUGUUAUUAAUGUUCAUUUAAUACAGACAGAAGCACAUACAGAUUUAUUUACAAUAAGUUACUUUUUAGCUCACCUGAGCAAUGCUCAGGUGAGUUUUUCUGAUCGCUCGAUGACCGGCGUCUGUCUGUCUGUCGUCUGUCAACAUUUAGCUUGUGUAUGCGAUAGAGGCUGUAUUUUUCAAUUAAUUUUCAUGAGUAUUGGUCAGAAUGAUAACCUUGAUGAAAUCUAGGCCGAGUUCAAAAAUGGGUCAUCUCGGGUCAAAAACUAGGUCACUAGGUCAAAUCAAAGAAAAACCUUGUGUAUGCGAUAGAGGCAGUAUUUUUCAAUUGAUCUUCAUGAAUUUUGGUCAGAAUGAUUACCUUGAUGAAAUCUAGGCCGAGUUCGAAAAUGGGUCAUCUGGGUUCAAAAACUAGGUCACUAGGUCAAAUCAAGGAAAAACCAUGUGUAUGCGAUAGAGGCUGUAUUUUUCAACUGAUCUUCAUGAAAUUUAGCCAGAAUGAUUACCUUGAUAAAAUCUAGGCGGAGUUCGAAAAUGGGUCAUCUGGGUUCAAAAACUAGGUCACUAGGUCAAAUCGAAGAAAAACAUUGUGUAUGCAAUAGAGGAUGUAGUUUUCAAUUGAUCUUCAUGAAAUUUGGUCAGAAUGAUUGCCUUGAUGAAAUCUAGGUCGAGUUUGAAUAUGGGUUAUCUGAGGUCAAAAACUAGGUCACUAGGUCAAAUUAAAGAAAAAUCUUGUGUAUGCGAUAGAGUCUGUUUUUUUUCAAUUGAUUUUAAUGAAAUUUGGUCAGGAUGAUUGCCUUAAUGAAAUCUUGGUCGAUUUUGAAUAUGGGUCAUCUGAGGUCAAAAACUAGGUCACUUGGUCAAAUCAAAGAAAAAACUUGUGUAUGUGAUAGAGGCUGUAUUUUUCAAUUGAUCUUCAUGAAUUUUGGUCAGAAUGAUUGCCUUGAUAAAAUCUAGGUCGAGUUUGAACAUGGGUUAUCCAGGGUCAAAAACUAGGUCAUAUCUAAGAAAAUGCUUGUUUUAUCGCAAGAGACCAAUUUUUUGGUCCAAUCUUAAUGAAAAUUGGUCAGAAUAUUUGUUUCCAUGAAAUCACUAGGUCAAACAUGUUUUUCACUGUUAUGGUGUGUUUCUUAGGUGAGCGACCUAGGGCCAUCUUGGCCCUCUUGUUUAUAUUGUUGUGUCAGUGUUAUGAUAUUCAUAAAUCAUUGGUUGUUGUUGUUGUUGUUGUUGUUGUUGAAAUUUGCUUAUGACAUAAAUGUUACCUGUCUUAGUACUCUUACUGUAAUUGCUUUGUGAUUAACUGACCAGUUGAGUCAUUUUGUAAAAUACAGAAUUCUGUGUAAAUGCAGAAUAAUCCCAGGCUGUCAUCCAGUUCAUUUAAAAUUCUUUCAUGUUUUUGCAUUAAAAAGAUUUCCUCUAUUUCAGGGGACCUCUUGCAUUUCAUUUAUUUUGAAUUAUUUUGUUAUACUUUUGGAUAAUUUCAAAUUGCUAUUGAUAUGUGAAAUUAGCAAAACUCCUAUUAGUAAGUAUUCCUGGCAAACUUGACAUACUUGACAAAAUAUAAACAGUCUAAAUUGUUGACACAUCAAAAAGAAAAUAUCUCUUUGCUUAGGCAGAGGUUUUCUUUACCAGUAAAUCAAUUUCUUAGUAGCUUUACCUCUGACUAAGAUUUUAAUAUUCCUAGCGGUGUCACAUUAGGAAGGUUAUACUGUAUAUAUUUGCUGAUAACGGGCUUUUUUUUUUGUCAGAACAUUAAAAGAAGGUUUUAUAUUUCCCCAAAAUUCUAAAGGACUCCAUACAAGAUAGUUACUCGAGUUCAGUCAUUUCUUUGUCUUGUUUAGAAACUGAAAAUGAAUGUUUUCUGCAUCAAAAAUCUUCUCAUAUUUUGAAUAAAAAAAAAUCAUAUUUGGUACAUGAUGCUGAAAAGCAGUUGCCUGUUCAGUGACUUGCUGGUCAAUUAAUUCCUUAACCUUCAGCCUGCUGGCAGCAUGCAGGCUGAUCAUAGUUGCACUGUUUGCUAUUCAGUCAGUAAAUUUUCAGUGAACAGAAUCCUAAGUGGUACUGCCAAAAUUGAGUGAUUGACCAGUUCAUUUCAGAACUUCAGCAGGGUAAAGAUUAAUCACAUUUUCACUACUAGUAUAACUUGAAUUCAGCAUCUAGAAAUAUAGAAAACUGUACUGGUGAGAUAAUCGGAGAGGAUUUACGUUUAUUGUGAUAUUGCAUGGCCUUGAUUAUUGAUAUUGAAAAAAAAUGUUUUUAUACUUUGUUUAUAAUAUUUAAGCAGUAUUGUACAUAUAUAUAGCUUACUACAUCAUUGUGUUCUUUUCUGUUACCUGGGUUGUAAUUCUCCACUUAAUAUCUGUGUAGUGAUUGCACUAUUUGUCACAUAGAAUUUGGUCUGGAAAGGUUGAGUUUGAGGUCUUCCGACACAUUUUGGAAAUCCAUAAACACUGCUGUUUUAAAUGUUUUAUGGAAAUUACUAUGUGAGGGUGUUUAUAUUAUUUUUGUAUCCUUACUUGACAUUACAUAUUAUUGUCUUUAUAAACCUAUUCAGAAAAAAAUUAAUGACCGUGUUAUUUUACAGUUUUCUACUUUCUAAUUAUAACUUUAGGAAUAAUUUACUGUAAUAUCAUCCCAUUCUGUUAGUAUUCAUUUUCUUGACUGUAUACAAAAAUCUGUAUAUUUUUAUUGUUUAUAUUUACAAUAAUUAUACUGACACAUUCCAUGACUUUGUAUAUUAAUGUUCAUCAGGUAAGGUAUACUGCAGAGCUUACUUGUAUAAAAUGAUGUCUACAUUAGAGUGGAAAAAGCUGAAAUAAUUUGUAUUAUGUAAAUUUCUGGUAAAAUGGUAUUCAGCACAUCAUUUGGAAACCUCUGCCUCAAUGUGAAUGCCAAAACUGACUUAGCACUAGUUGUAUGUAAACAUGUUUUAUGUUUGGAAUGUACCUCUGACAUUUUUUGCUGUGAUUUUAAAUUUGUUCAUUCCAUAAUUUUUUCAAGUUUAAACCAGUUGGCCAGGUAUUAUGAUUUUAAUGCAUUUUGGAAUAUGUUUAUGUUUUUUUUUUUUUAUUGGUUGUGCUAAAAAGUUUUCUUGUUUUUGCGACGUGACCAUUUUAGGCAUUUAGUCAUAUUUUUAAUUCCAAAUAAGGCAAAACCAGGUGUCAGAUAAUGCUCCUAAACAAUAAGCUUUUUGCUUUGCAGUUAUAGUGAUGCUUUACACUUUAAAGCACAAUUUAUCUCCCCAGGCUGCCAUUUUGAUGGUUAUCCCAGAGAAAAUUGCAUUAAGAAUUUCUAAUUUUCUUGUUCACAUAUUGGUGGGUAAAUGCAGUAGUGUUGGAACUAAUUUUAUUUUGUUUCAGUUAUAACAGUAUUGCUUUCAACCAUAAAAUUAUGUAAUAUUCAUAUGUGUGGAUGAAUAUGGCAUGUUGCAUUAGUUAUAAUUUUUUGCUGAUCUUUAACAAAUGUAAAAUUUUGACACCCAAAAUGACAGCCAGUUUUUACAAGGGAGAUAAUUAUUACAAAAAUCAGGAACUGUCAGUACUUCAUUUAUUGCUGGCUGAUAAAUAAAAUCAUUGUAUUGUAGACAUAUCAUUGUUACUGGAUUUGUGUUUUAUCUAUUUUUAGUUUUAUACUGUUGUUUGUAUAUUUUAUAUUUCUACAUUUGAUGCAUAGUAAAAUAAAAUAUUGUUAUACAGAUCUUUAUAUGGAACAAAAAGGCAGUUUUAAAUAAAAUGCUUUCUUGAACAAA